AGUGGGGGCCGUCAGUGGGCAGCCGUCGGCGAGAGGUGGCGGUGGUUUUGUAAGGCGAAGAAAAGAGGGGUUAAGUGAGCCGUGCCGGGCCGUAGAAGCGAGCAAGCGGUGGCGCGGCCCGUGCUCGUGCCAUAGGGCCUCUGCCAGGCAUUAGUGCAAUCGUUUACAAGAUGGCAGACGGUCCGUCCGCGGAGGACGCGGCCACCGAUCUCGGGGACAGUGAUUCUCGUUUGACGAGGGAGCGACACAAACGUCAGGACGCAUCGUCGUUUUCGAUGACGUCGUUGAGCACGGGCCAGGACAUCGCGAGACGCACCCACGAAGACGCUUCCGCACUCGAGACGCAUCCUCAUUAUCGGCAACAACACCAGUAUCGUCCUCUCCGUCGCAAUUGUCACGCUAAUCCUCGUCGGCACAGUAACGCUAACAACAACAACAACAAUAGCGGUAAUUCGAGCAACAGUAACCAUCGUCGGGAGCACGAGCACGACGAGAACGCCGAUGGCAAGGAACGCGUUGGUAAAAACGAGAGUGGUGUCGGUGUUGACACGACGUGUUCUGUUGCUUCGCGAGGCAGGCAGGAACGCGACGAGAACGACGAGGACGACGAGGAGGACGAGGACGAGAAUGGGGAAGACUACGAGGUGGAUAAGGUAGAUAGGAGCGGUGCAAAGGGUAGGAGGGGUGUGUCGAAAAAGUGCCGCGGCUCGGCUCGGAUCGACGCGACAAAGACGAAAAAUGUGACGAAGGCGAAGAACGAGGAGAGCGACAGCGAGAAUGGUAAUGGUGGUAGUAACAACAACGACAGUAACGGUGGCUGGAAGGGUGGCUCGAUGACCGGUCACGCGACGCACGGCGGUGACAAUACCGGUGGUGGUGGGUGUUCGGUCGGCGACGGUCGACGGUCGAGGCCCGCGGUGGUCGGUGGUGCUUUCGUCGUCGAUGCGACGAUGACGAUUUCGACGAGUUCUCUGAACGAGAGUGCGAGCGAUAUGAAAGAGUGCCGCGUAGACGACGACAACGACAACGACGAGGACGAGGACGAGGACGAACGAGAAUGGAAACGCGAGCGCGAGCAACGCGAAGAGUACGGGCGCGAGCGAGAUCGCAAUAAUGAUCGUCAGGAGAAAGAAAAAGCGAAUCGUAGCAGUGGUAGCGAGAAGAUCGGCAGAGACGUGGAGGAGGACGUGUCCGGAAAAACGACGAACGACAUUGCUAGUGAUGGAAGUAGUAGUAGUAGUGAUGGUGGUAGUAGUAGUAGUGGUGGUGGUGGUAGUAGUGGUGCUGCUGCCGCUGCUGCUGCUGUUUCUGGUUCUGGUGGUGGUGCUGCUGGUGCCGCUGGUGUUACUACAAAUAGCCUCGUUGCUGGCAGGCAUCAGGGCAGCCCUUUCAAGGGACAGGUUAGGAUGGCCGAGGACACCCUCGUCGGCCCUUGCGGCAAGAAGCGGUGCGCCGAUCGAUACGACAGUUCCGAGAGCUCUGACAGUGGCGUGGCCGUGUCGUGCGGGGAGUGCAGCAGCAGCGGUACCAGCGAUAUCACGGAGCCUGGUUCGCCGUGCAGCACGAGCAGCGACGAGGGGGUAGCGAUACGUGGCGCGUCCGCCAGUCCACUUCCGUCCCUACCCAAGCUGGCGCCGUCCUCGCAGAUCAGCACCAGGCCCCAGUGGCCCUGGACCCCGCCGUUGGCCGCCACCGCGUGCUCGACCUACAAGAGGCUCAAAGGCGAGCCCGAGGUUGGCACCCUCCCGAGGUCCGGGGCUGCCGAUCCCAGUUUCACCCGUGGCACCAGCAACAAGUCCGCCGGCAAGCCCAACACCACCCAAGGCCACCACCACCUUCACCACGAGUCCCAGGGAAAGAUCACCGAGUAUUUUAAAACCCAAAUCAAACCACAGCAGCCUAAGAUCAAGAAGAACAGCAGCGACAGCAUGUCGGUGCUUGUGGCGAAGAGCUCGUCGGAAUUUCGAAGGCCAGCCACGGUGCAGAGGAACAAGGGUGGACUGGCCAAGUAUUUGAGCAACGUGUCGCCGAACGGCAGGACAGCGUCGAGCAACGAUUGGGAAGCGAGGACCCUGACCAUGUCGCCGCCGCCGACGAAGAAGCCACUGCCGGUGAUCGUGCCGAGGACCAACAGCAAGAUCGACAAGAAGUUGACCAAGCCAGUGCCUAGCCUGCCCAUCUCCAACGACGUGUUGAAGAACUGCAAGAUCUCGUCCCUCAGAUUGUCCACGGAAGCGUCCUCGAACGCGAAGAGCAGCUCGCCACCGGCAUCGACGCCGGCCCCUGCUCUGAGCGGCGACGCGACCACCCUCGACUACAAGGGUUGCAUCCUGUCGAAGCCGCACGUCAACGAGAACAACAACCUGACGAACGGUUGCGGUGGCAUCUUGGGCUCGUUGAGGUCUCAACAAGGUAGCCAGGACCUGUUGACGAGGCUGUCCGUCCCCGAGGACACCGACGACUCCGCGAAGGAGAGACAGGCGAGCCCGGCGGACGAGGACGACGCGGAGGAGGAGGAGGAGGACUCGAGGAGCAGCGAGUCGACGAAACCGCUGCUCUCGCCGAUACUCUCUGCCCCGACCACCAUACGAUUCCCUGCCCGAGAGCCGGAGAAGGACAGGCAACAGGGAACGGACAGCGGCGUCUGCCGGUGGGACAAGUGCGAGGAGAGUUUCGAGUCGAGCGGGGAGCUUCUCGAACACUUGCAGGUAGCGCACAUCAACACGCAAACCGGAGGCGAUAAUUUCGUCUGCCAGUGGCAAGGCUGCAAGGUGCAGGGCAGGAGUUCCUGUUCGCGAAGGUGGCUCGAACGACACGUGUUGUCCCACGGAGGCAACAAGCCCUUCCGGUGCAUAGUCGACGGCUGCGGCAGCAGAUUCAGCUCUCAGACGGCACUCGAGAGGCACGUGAACGGCCACUUCAAUCAGCCGGAAACCAGCAACAACAACGCGAAACGGAGCUGCGAGAGCGGCGGGAAACUGGUGAGAAGAAACGGGAAACGGCUUCGAUACAGGCGGCAACCUUGGUCUGCGAGGCUCUUCGAUUACUUCGACUCGGGGGUGAUGGAGGGACUCCAGCACAGGUUACUUCAGUUGGCGAAGUCGAGGACGCAAGGUCACCUCGCGGAAACACCAGGAAACUCGAUGGCCCUAACUAGUCAAGUAUUAGCCCGAAGAGUGGAAUUGGACGGGAAGAUUAAGGUCCUGUUGCGGUGGUACCCUCCAGAUAUCGAGCCGGACGAGUGGGUGCCAGAGUCGGAAGUACAAAGCACGAAGAACGUUGAGAUACGAAAGGUGGCGUCGUCGCACCCGGAGGAAGUGAGCCUGGCCCUGUACUCGGCGGUGGACGGCGGUGCACCGCCGUUGAUGCGAGCGAAGCACCGCCGAAAACCGGUGAAGAACUCGUGAUAAUGCCGGACACGGUGAUCAACGACGAAGCGCGAUUAUAAGUGGUAAUUAAAGCAACGAUCGAGCCAGAAAAACGAGUGGCGUCGUUGUCCUGUAAUUCGGGGCAACGAUUGUGCUUUUCUGGGUCUGGACGGAGGGGAGGAUUUGUCCGAAGGAAACUGAACUGUGUCGAGAAGAGAAAGAGAGAGGAACCUGGGCGAAUAGAGGCGACCCUCUGAUAUCGCAAAGAGGGGACAAAAGCGCACGGUACAAGCAAAAAAAUGGAUAUACGGAAAUAUAUACGAGUCGAUGACGAAGAGUAGGAGACCCACGCUCGAGAAACAACACACUGAAGCAAAGGUUACGAGCCUGCAUUUGCAGGCGAGGAACAAUGCGAAAUAGAAAACGACGAACAAACAAUGUUUAAGAAUGUAGCUAAGAGUACCCAAAAAGCAAAAAAAAAGAAAAAAAAGAAAAAGAAAAAGAAAAAAAAACGGGGGGAAGGAAAGAGUAAUACAUUCUAAUUUAUUUAGCCUAAAUCGAACGAGAUCGUUAGGUGAUAUAUAUAUUAGUAGUCGUGGAUAGCGAUGAAAGAUAUUCUUGUUGCCUAUCGAUACCAAACAUUGAAACGUUGGGGUCGAUUCCUGCCACGAGUGCCUGUGAUAUUAAAGGCGGCGACACUCGUCGGACUCGGAAGAGCCUAGGCUUGGGCCUCAAAAGUGCCUCACUGUGGAUAUACGUUUUAUAUCGUUGCAAGACCGUCGUGCAAGACCAAUCGAGAAGACGGCGGAGUUGAAUUAAAAGAGGAAGAAGAAGAAGAAAAAGAAAAAAUACAAAAAAAAGCAAAUACAAAUAACGCAGGAUGGAAACGAGAAUUUUACUACACAGUUCAACGCGACGAGUUAACCUUGCUGGGGGAGAGAAAGUGAGAGAAAAAAAGGGGGGGGGAAACGAAGAAAGAGAAAAAUGCAAACUGUUAAACGUUAGUUAACGAUUGUAAGGAGAUAAUCACUCUGGUGGCCUUAGAAAUCAAUUAAUAUCUAACAACCGGCCCCUUGGCACUUCCGGGCCCUGUUUAAAUACCCCGAGGAAAUGUCAGAAGAAGAAGAAGAAGAAGAGAGAGAGAGAGAAGAAGAAGAAGGAAGACGUUAAGAACGACUUACCCUCGACCCUCGACCAACUUUCAAAAAAAGGAGAUGCAUCUACCUCGAUCUUCAGCUCGGUAGAAAUUCGUGGGCAGGCCGGUUGUCGUGCCGACGAGAUGAAGGACGACAAAGAGGGAGAACAGAGGAACGUAGCGCGUGGGUGCUGGAUUAUCGGAUAACGAAAUCUUACAAAACGACUAACGACGACAGAGUGCAACAGCCAAGUGGUAUCACAAAAAAAAAAAAAAAAAAAAAAAAUAGAAACUUGAAAACUGCAAAAAAAAAGUGUUAUGCAGUCGGACGACCGACGACAAGCCAAACGCGGUUUCUAUCGAGAUUUAUUCACUUUUCCCUUCACAAGAAAAAAGAGAGAAAGAGAGAGAGAGAGAUAGAAGAAAAAGAAAGGCGUUGUACAAAAUGAAAUUAAAAUAGAGAAAACUGCCUCGUUCGUGUCUAGAACGAUUUCUCGUGUACUUUUUUUUAUCUUCCUGCUGUAAGUUAGCUACGUGCAGCAUGCCAAUGCGAACCUGUCGCUGCGUGACGAAACAAA
Molecule: messenger RNA, 5081 nt
Organism: Frieseomelitta varia
Lineage: Eukaryota; Metazoa; Arthropoda; Insecta; Hymenoptera; Apidae
Gene: jing
Product: zinc finger protein jing
Exons: 9
Coding region: 171-3407 (1078 amino acids)
Biological process (GO): regulation of transcription by RNA polymerase II
Cellular component (GO): ESC/E(Z) complex
Source: RefSeq, a predicted model, not a curated record